Molecule: messenger RNA, 1083 nt
Organism: Pyrus x bretschneideri (Chinese white pear)
Lineage: Eukaryota; Viridiplantae; Streptophyta; Magnoliopsida; Rosales; Rosaceae
Product: transcription factor RSL2
Exons: 4
Coding region: 1-1083 (360 amino acids)
Biological process (GO): regulation of transcription by RNA polymerase II
Cellular component (GO): nucleus
Molecular function (GO): protein dimerization activity; RNA polymerase II cis-regulatory region sequence-specific DNA binding; DNA-binding transcription factor activity, RNA polymerase II-specific
Source: RefSeq, a predicted model, not a curated record
AUGGAAUCUGUUGGUGUUUUUGCUGAUGGGGAAUGGGAAUCCUUGAGCAGGUUGUUUACUUCCGAAGAGGUUGAGUUCACACCACAUUUUCUUUCCCAGGGAAAUUCAUUCCCUUUCCAGCACAAUGAGGGAAUGGGAUUUGAAACCCGAGAAUCUUUUUACCCCAAUAUUCCUGGAGCUGAAACCUUUUUUCACCAUCCUUCUUCAGAGAGUCCCAACUCUAAUGUGGACUAUCUUUCUUCUCAAGAAAGUUGUAACUAUGGUGACCAUAAUCAUGGCAUUUUUACUACCAUUUUGAACCAGGAAAAUUGCUACUUUAGUAAUUCUUGCAAUUUCCCAGUGGGUAAUAUUGAUGUCUCUGAAUCCAUGGAUGUUUAUAUGAAUCGUGAUGGGAAGAGUUUCGCCUCCUUCGUCCCGACUUUUUCCGACAUUGUGAUGCAUGGAAGUGAGUGCAACAAAGAGGAUUCGGGCAGUGAUAGCCAGCCGGCUAUUGUUCCGGUUCCUGAAAAGGAAUUGCAGCUCAAAAGGGUGCAUGAUGCGCCGGAAAAAUCCAGCAACGACACAUCCGACAGCAAUCCGAAGAAGAAGCCUCGUCUAUCGAAAGAUGUAGAAAAAAGUAAGAAAAAUAAUGUAAGGUCAAAGAAGGGGCAAAAGGGUAAUUCAGAUGUGAAAUUCAAAGAUGAAGAAGAGAGGCUGCAGAGCACAAGUUCUUGCACCUCUGAGGGUGAUAAUGGUUCUCUGGAGAUCAAUGGAGGAGAAACUUCAGACCCCAAAGCUUCAUCUACCCUUAACUUGAAUGGGAAGACCAGAGCCAAUAGAGGGUCUGCAACUGAUCCCCAGAGCCUCUAUGCUAGGAAAAGAAGAGAGAGAAUCAAUGAGAGACUAAGAACCCUACAGCAUCUUGUCCCUAAUGGAACAAAGGUUGACAUUAGCACAAUGCUUGAAGAGGCAGUUCACUAUGUCAAGUUUUUGCAGCUCCAAAUCAAGCUUUUAAGCUCAGAUGAUAUGUGGAUGUAUGCUCCCAUUGCUUAUAAUGGAAUGGAUAUUGCUCUCGACCUGCAAAAGCUCUCUCCACUUUUAUGA